Molecule: messenger RNA, 1930 nt
Organism: Sorex fumeus (smoky shrew)
Lineage: Eukaryota; Metazoa; Chordata; Mammalia; Eulipotyphla; Soricidae
Gene: SECTM1
Product: secreted and transmembrane 1
Exons: 5
Coding region: 134-862 (242 amino acids)
Biological process (GO): immune response
Molecular function (GO): cytokine activity
Source: RefSeq, a predicted model, not a curated record
UCCUCGAACGGGAAGGUGCUUGGCCCGUCCUGUGCACCCUCCCACGCAUGGUCUGGCUGAGCCCUGUAGUGGCCCUGCUGACCUGGGCCAGGCUCAGGGCCACAGGGAGCCGCGUCGAGACCCCACACCCGCCAUGCGCCCCCUGACUGUACUGUGGCCUGUCCCCGGGACGCUCUGUGCCUUCCUGCUCCUGGGGGGAGCCCUGAGCACACAGCAGGAAGAGGGGAAGGUAGACUGGGACAGCCCCACCUGCACGCAGGACCCGGUGACGGUGCCCCGGGGCCAGCAGGCUGUGAUGACCUGUAACAUCUCUAACACCUACACCGAAGUCAUCAUCUUCCUGACCAGCCCCGGGGGACACUCCAAGAAGCUGUUUCAUGUGAAGGCCCCUGACUGUAUCUCAAAGGACGGGUGGCAGCUGCUGGUGCAGGAUAGGGUGGCCCAGCUGCUGGUGGCUAAGGCAGACUCGGACCAGGCAGGAACAUAUACCUGGACGCUGCAGGGGAAGCAGUGGGAGCAGAGAAAAACCAUCCUGUGUGUGACGGAGUCCCAGGACCCCCCCUUGACUCCAGUAGAGCUCAAAGGGAUGCCGUCUGCACCCCCAGUGGGGAGUGGUGGGCUGCCUGGCUAUGUGGGUGCGGAGGAGACACCGCACCCUGCUGCAGACUCCCUCCGUGCCCUGCCCGAGAACAGGCUGCAGUCCGGGGUGUUCUGGAGCUUUGCCUUUGCUGCCCUGUGUGUCCUGGUGCUGUUCUGCGUCAUGAAGGGCAGGCGAGGCCAGUGGACGCAGUUUUCGGCCGCCAAGUUCAUGAAGGAAGAGGAGAGUGACCACAUGCAGCUGACCUCUGGACUCCAGCCCUGACCGGCCCCCUGCUUGCUGCCCGAGUGAUAGGUGGCUCCUUCAGCCUGAGGGGCCCUUCCUGGGCCUUCAGGAGGACUCUGGGCUUGCUGGGGCAGCUGGGAGAUUUGGGGGCUGGCUUCUGUGGCACCCAGGUCAGAGCAGACUCCCCCUCACCUGUGCUCUGGGCCCUGAAUGGUCAGAAGCUCCCACCCAGUCCACAGCCAGCCACAUACACAGAUGCACACACACACGUGCUCAGAGAUGCAGACACGUGUGUCACAUGCACACCAUAUGCACUCAGACACGUGUGAACACAGAAACAUAGAAUGAUGUGUGCACAUAGAUACAGCACAGAGAGGCACACAGACAAGCUUUCCUGUGCCCAUUAGGAGGCAGCCGAGACUGGACAAGGCUGGACGACGUUGUCUCCACCCCCAGGCUACCCAGCGCCUGGCCUCUCACCAGAGCACCCAUAGGAGGGCCAGGAGGGACUUGCCCAGCAGGACCACAUUGGGGGGUGCAUCCCAGUUCUCCCCCAAGCCCCCAAGGACUGCCGGGAAGGGAAGCCCAGAACUGUCUACUGGAAUAAAACAACUGAAAUGCCAUAUUUCACGCCCACCUCUGGACGCCCCAGGGCCCUGGCACCUGCAGGGCCAGAACUGCCUCGGGCCAGAUGAGAGUUGACCGCUCAGCAGCCUCACCGGCCCGCCCACAGGAGUCCUACGCCUCACCCCGACACACAGACAGGGGUCCUGAGUCCUUCCGCCUGCCCUGCCCGGCCCCUGCGCUUAGCACGGCCUCCAGGAAGCCCAUCAGAGAGCCUGCCUCAGGCCACAGAACUUCCUCCCUCCAGCACUGGGUGUGUGGGGGCCCAGUUCAGCUCAGCGCUGAGCUGGGGUGCAGCUGUGAGUGUGGGUGCUCCGGCAGACCAAAGGGGCAGUCCUCUCCCUGCGGCAUGGCCCGGGGGGUCCCUCUGCUCCUCCUGCUCCUUGGGCUCCUCUGCCCGUUGCCCGUGGCCCUGGCCUCCGGAGGUAAGCGCUCCUCACCUCCUGCCCUCCUCACCAGGCUGGGGACAGGGGAUAGCUAUGC